CGGGUGGGGAAAGGGGUAAGGAGAAACGCACAGAAAUUGGAAUCACGUCGGGGAAGAUGGCGAGCGGUGCGGGGUCUGUAGCGUCGUUGUGGACCGAAGUGAACCGCUGCGGACAAAAUGGCGACUUCACGAGAGCGCUCAAGGCAGUCAACAAGAUUCUUCACGAGAAUAAGGACGACGUGACGGCGCUGCGCUGUAAAAUCGUGUGCCUCAUUCAGACCGGAGGCUUCAAAGAGGCGCUCAACGUCAUCAACACCCACACCAAGUCGCUCACGAGUGAGACGAUCGGGUUCGAGAAGGCGUACUGCGAGUACCGGCUGAACCGAGUGGAGAGCGCUCUCAAGACCAUCGAGGCAAUCCCCGAGCAGACGGACAAAGUCAAAGAGCUUUACGGUCAAGUGCUGUACAGGCUGGAGCGGUACACAGAGUGUGAAUCAGUGUAUAAAGACUUGAUCAGAAACUCCCAGGAUGAGUACGAGGAGGAAAGAAAGACAAACCUCACCGCAGUGCAGGCCGCACGGAGCACCUGGGAGAAGGCGACACCCGAGAACCUGGGGCUGCCCGAGAGCACGUACGAGCUUUGCUACAACGCCGCGUGCAACCUGAUCGGCAGAGGCAAACUCGCUCAGGCCAUGAAAAAACUCCAGGAAGCCGAAGAGCUGUGUAGAAUAUCUCUGGCAGAAGACUCGGACAUGACCGAGGAGGAUAUAGACUCUGAGCUGGCAGUGAUCCACUCUCAGAUGGCCUUCGUCAUGCAGCUCCAAGGCAGGACCGAGGACGCGCUGCAGCUUUAUAACCAAGUCAUCAAACUGAAGCCGUCUGAUGUGGGUCUACUAGCGGUCACUGCCAAUAACAUCAUCACCAUCAACAAGGACCAAAACGUGUUCGACUCCAAGAAGAAGGUGAAGCUGAUGAGCGCCGAGGGGGUGGAAUACAAACUGGCCAAGAAGCAGCUCCAAGCCAUCGACUUUAACAAAGCGCUGCUCGCCAUGUACACAAACCAGGCUGAUCAGUGCAGAAAGUUGUCGGCGAACCUGCAGUCACAGAACCCUGGACACCCACAGCCAGUUCUCAUCCAGGUCGCUCAGCUCUGUCGGGAGAAACAGCACAGCAAGGCCAUGGAGCUGCUGCAGUGUUUUUCAGAAAAGCAUCCAGAAAGCGCCUCUGGAAUCAAACUGACUAUGGCACAACUCUAUCUGACCCAAGGCCACGUGACUAAAGCCUGCGACAUUCUGAGGUCGAUAGAGGAGUUUAGGCACAAACCAGGAAUGGUUUCCGCUCUGGUGACUAUGUAUACCCAUGAAGAGGACAUUGACAGUGCGAUUGAUGUCUUCACCCAAACCAUCCAGUAUUAUAGAACAAAACAGCCCAGCUCCCCAGUACACCUCUCUCUCAUUCGUGAAGCGGCAAAUUUUAAGCUCCGUUACGGCAGAAAGAAGGAGUGCAUCACCGACCUGGAGCAGCUCUGGAAACAAAACCCGAAAGACGUGCACACGUUGGCGCAGCUCAUCUCCGCCUACUCGCUCGUGGAUCAAGACAAGGCCAAAGCGCUCAGUAAGCAUCUGCCCUCUGCUGACACCAUGUCUUUUAACAUCGACGUGGACGCGCUGGAGAACUCUCAUGGAGCCACGAACGUCAGGAAAAAAGCAGCCAAAGUUGUGGGCGAAAACCCGCCCAAGGAACAGGGCCAAGUGGACAUUAAAAAGAAGAAGAAAAAGAAGAAAGGCAAACUACCCAAGAACUGCGACCCCAAAUCGACUCCUGACCCCGAGCGCUGGCUGCCUAUGCGAGAGCGCUCGUACUACCGCGGGAGGAAAAAGGGCAAGAAGAAGGAGCAGGUGGGAAGAGGAACUCAGGGAGCGACGUCGGGCGGCGCAGCAGAACUGGACGCCAGCAAAACAGCAAGCAGCCCCCCGACGUCCCCUCGACCCGGGUCUGGCACCGGCUCCGCCCCCAACGUCGUGCCCCCACGGCAACAGAAACCCGCCGCCCCCGGAGCGACACGUAAAAAAGUCCCGCAGAAGAAAAAGAAGGGCGGAAAAGGAGGAUGGUAGACAGAAGACUAAGUCCAUUACCCAGCUCCCUCCUUAUGUGCCCUCCUUUGGAGAAUUGAAACGCUGCCUGAGGGGAAACGGAGUUAGUGACAGGAAUAUCAAAGGAGGGAUCCGGGGAAUGUUGUUUGCGAUUAGACGUGGAGAAACAAAAAUCUGACCCAGGGAAUUUUUUUUUUUUUUUUCGAGUUUUUAACCAUCACAUCCUUCGGUUAUGCGUUAAUAUUUUAAAAGUCCUUUUAAAAUCAAAAUUACGCGAAGAAAGUGCUGAUAGUCAGCAUUUUUUUGCUUUCUGUAACAAACAAAUGUUUCAUACCUGUUAUUUAUGGACUUGGGACUUUUGUUUUGUUUUUUUUGUGGUAAAUUAAAGAAACAAACUGCCUGCUCAUGACCUCAUUAGUCUAUAUUUCAUCUCCGUAUCCUUUUAUUUGAUACACUUACCUGCUCAAUCUGUAUGCAGACAUUAACUUUGCGUCAAACAACAAUAAGAAAAAAUGCUGUUUAUGCAAAUUCAAAUCUAUUUAUUUUUCAAACUCCUGGAUAAAUCAAGCCUGCGAGUGUAAUUCCUUGAAAAGCAUAUCGGCCGGUUGUUUUUCCGUAGGAUCGGGCGGGAGACUGAAAGUGUAAAUCGAACAGAAAGGACAGCUCCCAUGUAAAGUCUUAAUAAAAAUUUCCUUGAGAACAGAA
Messenger RNA from Silurus meridionalis, 2738 nucleotides. It is a transcript of the gene srp72, whose product is annotated as signal recognition particle 72. The record is from RefSeq and is a predicted model, not a curated record. Gene Ontology annotation, biological process: SRP-dependent cotranslational protein targeting to membrane. Bases 57 to 2054 code for a protein of 665 amino acids. Gene Ontology annotation, molecular function: 7S RNA binding; ribosome binding; protein binding. The transcript is spliced from 18 exons. NCBI's taxonomy places the organism in Eukaryota, Metazoa, Chordata, Actinopteri, Siluriformes, Siluridae. Gene Ontology annotation, cellular component: signal recognition particle, endoplasmic reticulum targeting.